AUGCCUUACUCUCUCAAGGGUCGAAAUGUCCUGGUAACGGGGGGUGAACUCAUCUGCUUCAAGUUCGCUGACGAAGGAUGCAAUGUGGCCAUCAACUAUAAAUCCAGUGCCGACAAAGCCGCAGCAGUUGCCAAGAAGGUUGAGCAGGAUUACGGGGUGAGGGCUUUCACCAUUCAAGGCAAAGACUGUGCCCACGUUGUAGAGGAAUCUAUUUUCAAGCUAGGAGGGCUUGAUGUCAUCAUCUCGAACGCUGGCUACACCAGGUUUUCGAACUUCGGGGAUCUAAAUGACUCAACUGUGGAGGACUGGGACCUUUGCUACGCAGUCAACGUCAAGUCUCAUGUCUUUCUGAUGCGUGAGGCACUCGCCACUUUCAAUGCUAAUCCAGACGGUGGCGUAUUCAUCAUCACUUCCAGCAUAGCAGGCAGGAUACCAGGUGGUAGCAGCAUGCCGUACUCAGUCACCAAGGCAGCUCAAUUGCACCUCAUGCGCUGUCUAGCAGGCACUCAGGGCCCCAAAAUCAGGGUCAACGCUGUCUUACCAGGAUUCUUGAGUACUGAAUGGGGAGAGAGGUACGGGCCAGACAGGAUCAAGGACAUGCGAGAGAAAGCCUAUCUCAGGCAAGACACCGACCUCGAUGAUGCAGCCCAGGCUUUCAUCGAUAUUACCAAGAAUACGUCAAUGACUGGGCAGAGGAUUCAAGUUGACUCGGGUCUUGGUCAAAAUGAUUAG
This is a messenger RNA of Hyaloscypha bicolor E, 732 nucleotides long. RefSeq names its product short-chain dehydrogenase/reductase-like protein sdr. NCBI's taxonomy places the organism in Eukaryota, Fungi, Ascomycota, Leotiomycetes, Helotiales, Hyaloscyphaceae. Bases 1 to 732 code for a protein of 243 amino acids. The record is from RefSeq and is a predicted model, not a curated record. The transcript has 8 exons.